AUGGCGAGCCAAGCGCGCUCCAGCCUACUAGAUGGCGCUGCAGGGUUGCCACCAUCUCUGCCACAGCGGCAGACGACAGAGAUGGAAACGGGGAACCACAUCGUACAUAUUCUUCGUGCUCUCCAGCAGCUACAGCCACGCGUGCCGGGGCCAUCGUCAACCUCAUCGUACCUCUCCAACGAGUCAAAGCUCGAGGAUGGUGCCGCUGCGUGGAUGUGCAGUCACCUGGAUCAGCUGUGGGAGUCGAUUGCGUCAUCGACAACGACAGCGCCAUCCGCAGACGUCAACACUACUGCUGCGACUCCCACUCAUCCUCGCACACGACUUAUUCUUCAGCUUCUCACCUUGGAAGUUAUUCGACAAGAGCGGCGGCGAGGCGCUUCUUCGCUGGCCCCGCCGCUGCAUUCCUCUGUAUUGUCUGCCACACCUUUUCUGGGAGCGCCUAGCGUAGCGCCGUCGCCUGUUUUUGCUGUUUCUGCACCGGCCGCUUGCAGCUCUCUACGCUGUAUAGCCUCUUGCUAUCACCACACUCGCUUUGAGAAGGGCGGUUUACCUCUUGUCCAUCACUGGCUCUGGCAGCGUGCGGCGGCGCUUCCGUCCGGACUGGUCGUGGCCAAGUCUCCUUAUGGUGAUCUCAGUGCUCUCAUGAUAGAGUGGGCAACACUGGCGCUGCCAGCAUGGCGGGAUAGUUCGGAGGAAAUGCAGUGGCGACGAGAGUGUGAGGAGGCGCUGCGCCUUGCGCAUGUGAGCGCCGCUGCGGCAACAGCGCGCAGUUUGAUUAACCCGGCCGAGGGAGCACGAGAAGCAAAAGAAACUUCUACCGCGGUGCCUGACCUGGCGCAGCAGUCAAUUGCUGGUGCAGUUCACACUGUCGUCGCGAACAACGUUAGUAGCCUCAACAGCAACCAAGAGGCGCCCAUACCACAGGUUAAGGACGUUAACGAUAAAGCUGUGACGGCACCAUCAUUGGCUACCGUGCCCGGACCGCUGUUGACGUCGGCUGCUGAUGGAACAGCUCCUUCCCGCUCUCGACGUGUACUGCGGCUUGUCGUUGGGGCGACAACAACAAACCCCGCUGACGUGCAGCAGGUCGGUCUCACCAUCGCCAAUACUGCUGCUGUUGCCCCUUUGCCCAGUCCAUCUCUGGAGAGCGAAGAAACGCAGGUGAAGAAAACUCUAGGGGGGCUGACGAGUGCACCCGGCAAUCUUGGAGCCCUUCUGAUGAAGUUGCCGCCACAGCCCCAGGCUGUUGACACGCCGGCGAUGAGCUCAGCGAACGCAACUGAUGGUGACAAUAGUGAUAUGGGAGUCAAUAAGAGACUAGCCUUACAGCUUUCCCGCAGCAGCAGCAGCGGCAGUGCUAUCCCUCCAGGAGCAGCUACCGAUGCCACACCAAUCAUCGCGGGUCCUUCGUGUAGCACCGCCGUCAGCAAUGUGGAGGUGGGAGUGGCUAGGAGGCCGCUAAUGCCACUCAGCGACGAGGACGUCAUGAGUGAAGAUGACGAAGCGCAGGGGCUGAUGAUCGGGGCAAAAGGCUGCGCUCUGGAUGUCAGCGUGCCUGUCUCACCAGCCUUGGAGGCAGGCGAGAACACUGGGGUAUGCAUGCAGUCGCGCUUGCGUCGCUGGCGCCGUCUCGCCCCUGUUGUUUUAGAUGCCCCACCAGGCAGCGAGGCAGCACAGAACGCGCUAGCUGUGCUGCAGGCACUGGGCUUCGCGACGACUGGCGAGAGCGAGCGAGUCGACAAGAGCCUCAUUGAAUUGACACCAUCGUGUUGCUCAGCGCAGUCGUCUGGAAGGUCUUUGAAGGGGCCGAAGGUGUCUCCAUUAUGUUGUUCCAGCCAGAGUGCAGCACACGCGCCGACACCGCGGUCUCCUCUAGGGCGUCUGCCUCCUCUUCUCGCAGCGCAUGCGUGGCUCGUGGACACAUCGCUUAGAUCAUCAUGGCUCGCCCACAUUAUUGCAGUGCCAUCUCUGGAAUCCUCGCUCGCUGUCGGCGACGGUGGCAGUGAGCUUUGCCCCAAGGAUGAGCAGACGGCAUUGGUGUCUUCGAGAGACCCUCAGACCACUCCGCUACCAGUGUCCUCGUUGCCGCCUUCAUUCUCGGUGCACUGCCGGCCCGACCCGCUUCCUCGUCUGCAGCUGCCCGAAGCCUCUCCUGCACUAUCGUGCAUCGCCUUGGCGGAUCAUCGGGUCUUCACAAUGCUCGAUGAGCUGCUGUGGUGUCCGCACACAUCUGCAAGGGCUUUUCUUCUCCACUUUGAGGAGAACUUGCACGAGUACUUGUGCUAUCCGUUGGCUGGUGUGUGCACAGGUGUCACUGCAGCAGCGGCGCCGACUGGUUCGGCGGUCUGUCAGUCACAUCAACAACUCGGACAAGGGGAGCUUGUUGCCGGUAGUCAUGACACCUUUGCACCACGCCUUCUCACCCUGUCCGCCUGGAAGGCAUAUCUCGAGCUACGCUAUGGAAAGGCACACCUGCGGCAUCCGAAACGUCUACAUCAUUCGCUGUCGACGGCCGUAACUACCACCAAAGCAGCGGCUCCCAUCACCAGCGACGACCAGCACGCCAAGCCCAGCUUUGCUGCUGCUGCUGCUGCUGCUGCCACCCGUGCAACAGCAGGCGGUUCGCAUAGCACCGAUAAGUGCGAGGCAAGAGAGCUCAUCGCCGAGGAUGAGGCGGCCCCACAACCCAAGGUGGCGUCUGUCCCCGCGUCUGCUGCUGCUGUGGUGGCGCGCACGCCGCUCUCGCCUUUUGUUAUAGAAGCCUCUGCUGCGUCAUCCUCGGCGACAGCGAGUACCGCCACCUACGCUGCACUCAUGGACGUAGCAGCAAUGGUGUUUCUAGCGGAGCUGCGCCGUGUAGGUGCCAUUGCCAUGGUGGAGAAGGCAAGGAGCACCGUGCAGUCCCUGCAGGCGCGCCACGCGCGUUGCAGUGCUGGGCAGCUGCACAAGUCAGCACAACAACGCCGUGGAGACAGCGGUGACCGUGCGGAGUCAGUUAUGGGCGUGAAAUCGGCCUCCCUCACGGAGGGCAUGCGCCAGUGUCCGUCUGCCACUGCCGGCGCAGCCGACGCUUCUUGCUUCAAGGCGGUGCAAGAUGGAUGCGGCGUCUCGGUAUCCUCGCUGCAGGCCCUUCUGGAAGACAUCGUUGAGUCGGACACGACACUGCUCAGCUACGUUUGCAGGUGGCUUGCCCCGGUGACACUACCGUCUGUCGUCGUCACGACGAACAAUACGCAGGAUUCACAAAGGGAUGUAGCUCAUGAUAAGUACUCGUUGGUGACGGCGGCUGCACGUCUGUGGUUGGCACUCGUGACAGUGCUCAGUCUGGGUGAGAGUGCAACGGCCCAGUACGUACGCAGCGUCUUGAUGUCUCCGCCUUGUUUGCCAGCCAUACCUUUCUCUCCUUUUCUCACUUUGGCAAACACCGGGGGAACAGCGGCAGAGACUGUUGGCGUGUCUUCACCGGCGAUGAGGACGUCAUUGGCGCCGUUUACCAUGCCAACGCUGUUUCGGAGCACACUGGAGGAUCUAUAUCAGGAGGAAUGCGCCGCAGCCGCUGCUGCUGCUGCCGUGGCUGACAGCGAACACAGCCCACCAUGCCGACAGUCUUCACCACCACUGUGUGGGCCGGGAUCGCUGACGGGUGAACGGGACCCAGCGAGGAGGGCGUCGGCCACCUGCCGAGCCGCACCCGCUUUCGUAGCAACAGCGACCCUGCAAGGGCGUGGGCACGUGACCCCAGCCACCCAGGACACACUUGCGCUGAGCGCGGCAGUGGCGCUGCGGCACCCUCGCGUGAUACUCCGGCAACUUCACUUUCUAUGGCAGCUGAGCUACGGUAAGAGCUACGAUGCGAACAUGACUAAGACCGACAGCAGCUCGCACCGCACGGCGGCGCUCAACUCCACGAUACCUGCCCCGCCAGACACCGAGGGGACAGCUGCAAGCUCUCGGAGAGCCGCUGGUGCAGCGGGCUACCGCGGUAUUGCGAAGGACGUUGGGGACAAGACAGUACCAUCUUUCAAGGAGGAAUUCGCCGCUCGAGUCGCCAGUCUUGUGGAGUGUGUGGAGUUGGCCUCGCUUGCUGGUCUGCCGCCACCACUCGCCGCAUCACUGAUGCCGUCCAGACCAUCUUCUAGCGCGGCUCCUGCAGAGGCCUCCAGUGGUGCGCUGAGUGAAGAUGCUUCCGUCUCAUCAAUGCGGCAAUGUCCGACAACGUCAAGCACUUCUGCGGCUUCUGCGCCAGCUGUGGUCGCGCUCCUACAGCAGCCAUGCAGCGCCGUAGAUUUUCCACCUCUGUCUUCCCCAGCCGCAGGCCCUGCCAGCACUGUCACCGCCCCUGCGGCCUCGAUUCGCCUGCGCCUGCAGCUCUCAUCCAAGCCUUCGUCCUCCAGCUCCGUCACAGCUGCGGUGGGCGCAUUCAAGUCUCAAGCCACUGAUGGCGUGAAGCGGUCGCGUGAGCUGCACGGGAUGGGCGACACUGACCUGAGCGUCACGGAACUUGCUGUGCUGUCGAGCUCGGCCGGUGUCGUGGCGGGGAGUUCGCAGCCGUCUAAGCUGCAUCGCGUAGACAGCGUGGCGACGCGUUCUCUACCACUCAGAUCACAUAGCGGGAGACGAGCACCGCCGCUGCCACCACCACCACUGGAGAGCUUGGGGGAGCUGCAUGUGCGCUGGGCAGAGGAGGUCCAGGGACGCAGCAGUGCUAUGAGGUUUUCGCUCGAACCUUCCACUACGACUUUUUCUGGGGAGACGGGUGGUGGUAAGUCCAGGAUGACGAGGUCAGUGCUUCUGCUCAGUGUGGUGGUCGAUGCCCUCUGGGAUGUACUCCAGCACGUACACGCACGGAUGCCUGGAGUAGCGCUAGGCCCUGCUGAUGUGUCUGGUGGUGAUGGUCCAGUUCCAGCAAGCGAUCCUUCAGCAGUGACAUCUGCUUCCUCCUCAGUCCUCGUAAGAGACGCCAAGGAGACGGCAGGAGGGGCAUCUGUGCGUCGUACACUGCUGCUGCUGCCCGUGAGCUCUGCCUAUCGUGCCCUGCAGCGCCUGUGGCAGGCUAUCAACCUCCCAACCAUCUCCGAGUGUGACGUGACUGUCCCCUCGGAAACUGGCACACUCUUUCCUACUGGUGGUGCAGCAGUGAACCACCCACGGCUGGACGUCGUUCUCCCCGCUACCACCUCUUCUGGGCUGACACCGGCGGUCGACCUACGCGUGUACACCUCCCUGACGGCGUCGCUGCGGGGCGUUGUGUGCCUGGUCCUCGGAUAUGCGGUGCACGAGUGCUUGCAAGCCAUCUGGCGUAUGUGGUGCGCGACUUGCACCACGCACGAGAGCGUAGCAGCGACGGCGAGCUGCGCUAUGGUGUCGUCUGAUUCAGCACCGCCGUCACCGUGCGCGCCUUUUCCACCUUUGUAUGGGUCGUACGCAUGGCUAGCUGGGCAGCUCAGCGCACUGUAUGAGCACGUCCUUCAACCUCUUAAUCGAAUUCUAAAGGUGCCCGUGCUGGUAGUGAAUGGCAUGGAGCCUAUCGGCGACUACGGCGCGUCCGAUGUCGUGGGAGGCGACAGGCACGUUUUGGCAGCUCCAGUCGCCUUACCGCUGAGACAACCUAGCGCUGCGCAUGCGGAGACGCUCACGACGGCAGCGUGGCUGACCUACAGUCCACUGGGGCUCGUACUGUUGCCGGCUGUUAUCCGCCAGCUCGACGCUGCUAUGCCUCCACUCCCGCGCGGCGAGUGCGCAGUGACGAGUGGAGGGCUUCACACCCUAAAUGCACGUGAGGCGUGGGCUCGAGUGAAAGCAGCGCUUCAGCAAGCCGGUGUGCAGGCAUGA
Molecule: messenger RNA, 5835 nt
Organism: Leishmania braziliensis MHOM/BR/75/M2904
Lineage: Eukaryota; Euglenozoa; Kinetoplastea; Trypanosomatida; Trypanosomatidae
Exons: 1
Coding region: 1-5835 (1944 amino acids)
Source: RefSeq, a predicted model, not a curated record